Messenger RNA from Plasmodium gallinaceum, 1605 nucleotides. Its product is annotated as conserved Plasmodium protein, unknown function. NCBI's taxonomy places the organism in Eukaryota, Apicomplexa, Aconoidasida, Haemosporida, Plasmodiidae. The transcript has 2 exons. Bases 1 to 1605 code for a protein of 534 amino acids. The record is from RefSeq and is a predicted model, not a curated record.
AUGGGUGACAAACUCCACAAUGUUAACGAAAUGGAGUUACAUGGAAAAUUAUUGAAUGAAGAUUUAGGUGAAUCAGAAACAAAAGUUGUUGAAGGGAAUGAUAAAAUAGAGAAUAUUUCAGUUAGUGAAAAUAUAGUAGUUGAUGACUGUUUAUCCAGUAGUAAAAUUUAUGAGAAUGAUAAAAAUAUAAAUAUUGGUAAUGAAAAAAAGAGAAUAAUUAAUUAUUCUUCAUCUAGUAAUAAUCAUAAAGAUCUCAGUUAUGAUAAUCAUUCAAAUGUGAAUCAUGAAAAAAAAAUGGAUUUUUAUAAAAAUAGCAAAAAUGAUAAAAAAAACAUAGAUUGUAACAAGCCCAUUGAUACAUUUAUUAAGGUUGAAGAUGAAAAUAUUGCCAAAAUUAAGGUGAAAAGUGAAAAUAAAAUGAGAAUUAAUGAAAAUGAGGUGAAUGAAGAUAAUAAUAAUUUAAAUGAAAAUGAAAAUAGUUUAUGUAAAAAUGAGAAUGAAGUAAAUAAAGAUGAUAAUAAUAUAAAUAAAAAUAGUUUAAGUGAAGAAGAUAAUAAUUUAAGUGAAGAAGAGAAUUUAAGUAAAGAAGAAAAUAAUUUAAAUGAAAAUAAUUUAAGUAAAGAAGAGAAUAAUUUAAAUGAAAACAAUUUAAGUGAAGAAGAGAAUAAUUUAAAUGAAAACAAUUUAAGUAAAGAAGAAAAUAAUUUAAAUGAAAAUAAUUUAAGUAAAGAAGAAAAUAAUUUAAAUGAAAAUAAUUUAAGUAAAGAAGAGAAUAAUUUAAAUGAAAAUAAUUUUAGUAAAGAAGAGAAUAAUUUAAAUGAAGAUGAAAAUAGUUUAAGUAAAGAAGAGAAUAAUUUAAAUGAAGAUGAAAAUAGUUUAAGUAAAGAAGAGAAUAAUUUAAAUGAAAAUAAUUUAAGUAAAGAAGAAAAUAAUUUAAGUGAAAAAGAGAAUAGUUUAAGUAAAGAAGAAAAUAAUUUAAGUGAAAAAGAGAAUAAUUUAAAUGAAAAUAAUUUUAGUAAAGAAGAAAAUAAUUUAAAUGGAGAAGAUAAUAAUUUAAGUAUAAGUGAUAAAUAUUUAAGUGCAGAUGAAAAUAACAUAACUAAAGAAAAAUUAGACAAUAUAGAUAGUAAUUAUAUGGAAGAAAUAAAUUCAAAUAAAGUUGAUUUUGAAGAAAUUAAUUUCUUUGAUAAUAAUUUUUUUGAUUUUCAAAAAGCAGAAAAUCCAUUGAAAAAAAAUAAUUCAUUAAUAGAUAUAUAUAAUGAAAUGAAAAAUUUUGAAGAAGAUUUUUUGGAUUAUUUAGAACGUACCUAUGAAAAUGUAGAAGAGGAUGGAUUCAUAAGAAACGAGGAACAUAAUUCUGUUGAUCAUGUUGAUCUGAAUAGCGUUGAAUCAAUAUCAAGUUUUUUUAAUGAUUCUAGUAUUUCUAAUUUAAAUGUUACACAAAUGAAGCAGUACUUAAGUGAUAGUAUUAAUUCUUUUAUAGAAGAACAAAAAAAAUUAAAUAAAAAAAUAAGAAUAAAUAAAAAUUAUUUUAACAUUGAAAAUUAUUCGAAUACUCUACCACCGAAUCCUAGCAAAAAAAUAUUUAAAGAAUAUAAGAAAUAA